Molecule: messenger RNA, 1302 nt
Organism: Pedinophyceae sp. YPF-701
Lineage: Eukaryota; Viridiplantae; Chlorophyta; Pedinophyceae
Source: the annotation of a GenBank genome assembly
AUGCCGUUCGUGACCGCGAAAGAUGGGUGCAAGAUCCACUACAUGACGUUCGACUACGAACACCGGUGGAGCGAGCUGCGGCCCGACUACUCGGACGACGAGGACGACGAGGCGCCCGAGGAGACGGACGGCCUGCUGAGCUCUGGAGACGUGCAGGUGGGAAGGAGCCAGCGCGGGAAGGACGGCGCACGGACCAGGGAACGCAGCCCCGCGGUGGACAGCGACGCCGAGACGUCCGCCCCCGUCACGGACCGCAACGACCACGCAGUCGAGGCGCGCGUGGUGUUCAUCGCAGGGCUCGCUGCGUCGUGGCGGAUGUGGUGGGAGCCGCAGAUGCGCAUGCUCUUCGACGAGAGACUCCGGCUGUCGGGCAUCCCGCCCGUGCGCGUCCUCGUGCUCGACAACCGCGGCAUCGGCCGAAGUGAAGCGCCGACGGACAAGAGCCGCUACUCGAUCGAGACCAUGGCGGACGACGUCCUGCGCUGCAUGGACGCCGCGGGCUUCCCCACCGCGCACGUCGUGGGCCACUCCAUGGGCGCGCUCAUCGCCACCAAGCUCGCCGCCGCAGCCCCGAUGCGGCUGGACUCGCUGCUCCUCCUCGCGCCCACCACGUCCGUCUGGGGCUCCCUCCCGACCUUGAAGAUGGUGUAUCUUGCGCUGAAGCUCCAGUUCGCGAAAACGCCCGAGGACCGCGCGAAGCUGGACCUGCAGUGCCACUUCUCGCCGGCCUUCCUGGAGGAGGAGGUGUCGGUGGCGUGGCGCGGGACGGGGUGCCGCGCGGAGGAGAAGAAGGGCGGCCCCACGCGGCCGCGCAAGGAGGCGCUGCUGGAGCGGUACGUGCAGGAGCACAAGAUGUUCGGGAUGCAGCCGGACCACGGCAACGCCGGACAGGUCAACGCGGUCUUCGGGUUCAGCGUCACCAGGCAGGACCUGGGCAACAUCCGCAGCAGCCCGGCGCCGAAGAUGGUGGUCGUGGGGCGCGAGGACAUCAUCACGCGGCCGAGCUCGGGCCUGCGGCUGGCCACCUGGCUGGACUGCCCCGCGCUGAUCGUGUCGGGCGCGCACUUUAUGUCAGUAGAAAACAUGUUGGACGUCAACUACGCGCUGUUCGACCUGCUGCGGCGCGUGCACGAGCCGCACUGGGUGCGCGAGCUCGAGGCCGAGCAGCCCGACAUCAAGGAGGCCGCGCAGAAGGCGGCCAUGCGCGUGGCGUCGCAGAGCCAGCUGGCGGGGUCUGCGGCGGAGAAGCCGCUGUCGCCGCUGCCGUCGCCGAAGAGGGUGUUCUCGCCCAACACCAUGUGA